AUGGAGAACGGACAGAGACCCGUGACUGUGCUCCCAGAUCCCAGAGCGGAUCUGCAUUGGUCUCAUUUCGAAGGGGCAAUUCAUGAUCGGUUCGCAGAAAAUGCCACCAAAUUCCCAGAUCGCCACUGUGUAGUCGAGACCGCAUCAAGGACAGCGCCGCAGCGGGAGUUUACCUAUCAACAGAUCCAUUAUGCUUCCAAUGUCCUUGCACAUCAUUUCUUGCAGCAUGGCAUUGAACGGGGCGAAGUUAUUAUGAUUUAUGCCUACAGGGGGGUGGACCUAUGCAUUGCGAUACUCGCGGUUUUGAAAGCUGGGGCUACCUUCAGCGUGGUCGAUCCUGCAUAUCCUCCUGAUAGACAAAUAGUAUAUUUGGACGUUGCAAGGCCUAGAGGUCUCAUUGUGAUCGAAAAGGCUUCCCAAGAAGAAGGCAGGCUCUCGGCUCAAGUACGGACAUGGAUCCAGGAGAAUCUCGAGUUGCGGGCUGAAGUGCCUGCUCUGGAAUUGCUUAAUGACGGCAGCGUCAGAGGAGGAUCGCUUGACCGAGAUGGCAAGGAUGUCUUACUGGAACAACAGUCGUUGAAGAGCACGCACCCUGGCGUGGUUGUUGGCCCGGAUUCUACACCAACGCUUAGCUUUACAUCUGUCACUCAGAAAUGGAAAGGUUUGACGUUUGUACAGGACAAAGACCAAUUCACCAUGCUGUCAGGGAUAGCCCACGAUCCCAUCCAGAGAGAUGUUUUCACGCCUCUCUUUCUUGGAGCGAAACUACUUGUACCGGCCAAAGAGGACAUCGAGCACGAGAGGCUGGCUGAGUGGAUGCGAAAAUACCAGGCAACCGUGACCCAUCUGACUCCAGCAAUGGGCCAAAUCCUAAUUAAUAUGUUCGGUACAACGGAAACCCAACGAGCCGUUAGUUAUUAUGCCAUACCUCCUCGGAAUGAGGACUCGGAAUACCUCGGCCGGAUGCCUGACGUCAUUCCAGCCGGCAGAGGUAUGAAGAAUGUACAAUUGCUUGCUGUCGACCGCGCAUCUCUGGAGCAAGGUAAGCCUCGACUAUGCGGCAUUGGUGAACAGGGAGAGAUCUUCGUCCGAGCCGGAGGUCUCGCUGAGGGCUAUUUGGGUGAUGAUCUGAAUAAGGAGAAGUUCAUCCCGAACUUUUUUCUCGAAAACCCCAAUGUGUGGCAGGAAAGUGAGGAGUUGAACUCUACCGGUCACGAGGAGCCGUGGCGCAAGUUCUGGAAAGGUCCUCGAGAUCGACUUUACAGGCUUGAGCUUGGAGAAAUCGACACACAUAUUUCGCAGCAUCCGUUGGUCAGAGAUAAUGUUACGCUCGUAAGACGGGACAAAGAUGAGGAACCUACGCUUGUGUCAUACGUGGUGCCAGACAUGAAGGAAUGGACCUCGUGGCUAGAAAAGACAGGCCAGCCAGACGAUACAGAAGACGAUACCAUGGUGGGUAUGCUCAAGCGGUUUCGUCUACUUCGAGAAGAUGUCAGAGCUGCGUUGAGAACGAAGCUUCCCUCCUACGCCGUGCCUAGCGUCCUAAUCCCUUUGAGAAAGCUACCAUUGACGCCCAACUACAAAGUCGACCGAAAAAUCCUACCCUAUCCAGACGCCGCCGCGCUCGCCACAGCUGCUUCAGCGGGCAGGGUAGCGAGGUCUCACUGGACAGACAUACAGAAGACUGUAGGCCAAAUAUGGGCUUCGCGAAUAGGCGUUCCCGCCGAGACCAUUGACCUAGAUGAUGGGUUCAUCGACAGCGGUGGUCAUAGUCUCAGGGCGCAGGAGGUUCUGUUUGACAUCAAGCGCUGGGCAAAAAUCAGUAUCUCUAUGAACACUCUGUUCCAGAAUUCAACACUGCGAGAGUUCUCAAGUGUCAUAGCUGCUGCGCUAGAAGCUCGAGAGGAUGGCGAGAAGAAGGCUGACAGUACGCCACCGGAGAUGGACUACGCGCUUGAUGGCGAAGUCCUACGGGCCAAGAGCCUUCCGUCUUCUUUCCCAACAGGGGCUGUCAGACCAGAGACUAUAAUGAUUACCGGGGCGACUGGCUUUCUGGGUGCUUCCAUCCUUGAAAACAUCCUCAACCGCAACAACGGAAUCAGGGUCAUUGCGCUAGUCCGAGCCAAGUCAUCCUCUGAAGCACUCGCGCGUGUCAAGACCACCUGUGUAGCGUACGGCACUUGGUCCGCCUCCUGGGAAUCGCGACUCAAAUGCAUACCCGGAGACCUCUCCAAAGAAAAGCUAGGUCUCAGCCCCGACGUAUGGUACAUGCUCGAGAAUGCUGUCGACGUCGUGAUUCACAAUGGAGCACGCGUCCAUUGGAUAUAUACCUACACAACACUCAAACCCACGAAUGUCCUCAGUACCCUCGCCUGCCUUGCGCUUUGCGCAAGUGGCAAACCCAAGCACUUGACGUUCGUCUCUUCGACCGCGGUUCUGGAUACGGAUCACUACGCCUCUCGCACGACGCCCAUCUUAGAAAGGGACCCUCUGGACGGCUCCCGCAAGGGCCUUUCGAGCGGGUACGCGCAGUCGAAAUACGUUUCCGAGUACCUCAUGCGCGAAGCAGGACUACGUGGGUUGCGAGGUAGUGUCGUCAGGCCAGGCUACAUUACUGGGAACCCAUCUACCGGCAUCGGCCCUACCGACGACUUUCUGCUCCGUAUGCUCAAAGGGUGUAUCCAGCUAUCCUGCCGUCCAGACCUAGGCAACAACACCAUCAAUCUCGUUCCCGUCGACUACUGCGCCAACCUCGUCGUGGCGUCUUCACUGCAUCCACCGCUCGAGCAAGAUGUUGGAGUUGUGCAUGUCACGCCACAUGCGCAGUUGGGCUUCAAUGCUUUCCUCGAAACGUUACAGAAAUAUGGUUACAAUGUGCCAAUGAUACCCUAUCCAGAAUGGCGUUCAGCCCUCGAGCAAUACGUGUCGACGGAAACUCAAGACCAAAGAGAAGCGCAUGCGCUUCUUCCGCUCUUCGAUUGGGUGACGACUGACCUGCCAUCCGAUACGAAGUCCAGAGCCUUAGACAACAUCAACGCACAGGCCGUGCUUCGAGCCACUGGUGUUGAGGAGAAGGAUUGCCAGGUUGGAGUCACGCAAGAGACUGUGGGCGCUUACCUGGCUUUCAUGGCCGAGAUUGGAUUCAUCGGCCGACCGGAAGGGACGAAGGAGGGAAUGAAUCUACCGAUGGUCGAAAUUCGAGAAGAGCAAAAACAGGCACUGAAAAUGGUCGGGAGGGGUGGUUAA
This is a messenger RNA of Letharia lupina, 3246 nucleotides long. RefSeq lists its product as uncharacterized. Bases 1 to 3246 code for a protein of 1081 amino acids. The transcript has 12 exons. The record is from RefSeq and is a predicted model, not a curated record. Lineage: Eukaryota; Fungi; Ascomycota; Lecanoromycetes; Lecanorales; Parmeliaceae.